Plutella xylostella (diamondback moth) is the source of this 1200-nucleotide messenger RNA. The record is from RefSeq and is a predicted model, not a curated record. NCBI's taxonomy places the organism in Eukaryota, Metazoa, Arthropoda, Insecta, Lepidoptera, Plutellidae.
UUCCGCUAACUCCGCCCGCCCCGGGUUUCACAAAAAUUUAACUUGAACGAAGACAGGACGUGGGCGGCAUAACAACGGUGGAUUGUUUUGGAACGUUCAAUAACAACGGAUGUUAGAACUUAACACAAAUUACUAAUGUUGACUUAAAUAAAGCUUUUACAUAAUUAAUUGGAGUGUUAGUGAAAAGUUGCCGUGAAUUUUUUGAAACUGUUGGGAAUUAAUUUGUGAUAAUGACAGCGUCUACAAUGAUUGAACUGGAAUCCUGGAUAAUAUACCAGUGUGUCCUGAAUGAAUGCCAUGUCUCAAGUAGUUGAACUGCGCUACGACUUUUUAGUUGGACUUUGUUUUUGAGUUGCAGCCAUGGUUUCUACUUCGACGGAGGGCGGCGGCGGGUCGUGGUGUGCGCGCGACAUCUCGCUGCGCGCGCAGAAGAAGUUCCUGUCGCGCGUGGGGGGCGCCGCCAGCGCGCGCGCGCUCGUGCUGGACGACCAGGCCGCCAAGCUGCUUGAUCAGUUCCUGUGCGUGCUGCGGUCGCGCGUGGAGCGGCGCGAGGCGGAGCGGCUGGUGAAGCACGUGAUCAAGGCGGCGGUGAAGCUGGGCGUGCUGCGGCGCCACCAGCAGCUGUCGGCGCCGGACGAGCGCGCGCUCGCCGCCUUCCGCUCCAAGUUCCAUACGGUGCUGAUGGCGGUGGUGUCGUUCUGCGAGGUGGAGUUCUCGUACGACCGCGGCUUCCUGCAGGACGCGCUGCGCGACUCGCACCAGUCACUCAAGUCGGUGGUAGAGCGCCACCUAUCAGACAAGUCGGUCUCCCGGCUGGCCGGUAUCUUCUCCCUGGUGUCUCGGCCCGAGCUGCUCGACUCUCUGUUCGCGGGAAAAGUGGACGAUGAUGUCCUCAAGCUGUCCCGCAUGCUGAGGAAAGAACUAGACAAGGGCGUCCUAUAGACACGGUAGAGAACAGAAUUGUGCCGUCCUAACAAGAACGUUUAAGAGUUCUUUUCCAAUCUGUAGAAGAUUUUGUAUCUCAAAUUGAGAUCUGUCUGUAGUGGGCUAUGCAGGUGUUGGUUGAUGUGCGAUGAUGAUUGUACUGUUGAUAGCACUAUUUGUAGUGUGUAGGAUAUGGUGUAAAUGUGUUUAAUGAAGUCUCGAAUACGGCUGCAUAGCUUUAAAAUGGCUGUAAGAAAAAUUGUAAUAUCGAAUCUU